GCUCAGACGCGCUCAUCGGGGAGACUUGGAUGUAGUUGUUCUGCAGACACACGCGGGGGAACGCACGCGCGCGUCACCUGCUCUUUGGCUUUUUAGGGAUUUACUGCUGCACGUUUCUAGUGUUUAUGGUAAUAUGCAAUGCUUGAUGAUUGAGUCCAGUUUGGGCCACUUCUGCAAAGGAAAGACGGGACUUUCCCUCUGGUCUCGGAGUUAAUCGCAGAUGUAAUCAUUAGUCGGCGUUGAUUGCCUCUCACCUCCUCCUAUUAACAAUGAUCGCCGAAGGUCGCGUGCCUGUGCGACGCACUCAUUUCGGUCAUGUGCGUCUGUUCUUUUGCAACCGUGACUUGAUUCACAGAUAACUUUGACAUCUCGAGUGAGUAAACCGAGGCCGCAGUGAUGGUAAUAACUCGUGCGUUCUGACCAGCAGAGUAGUUUCAGUCCACUUCACAGGCGAGACAAACCGGACUAUGACUUGGUCAAAACUUUGGCGCGCGCUCCCGCGGACGACCCAGUGAGAGGCGUCCGAUCACUCCGUUAAACCGAGCCCCCGCGGAGGAUGAUAGAAAGCCCGUCGAACAACGGCGGCGUCAGAAUGCUCGCGCCACCGACUUCCAGCGACGACAGGCGGGUCGAGUUCGUGGCUCUCACCGCCGUCCACACGGAGAGGAGCGAACCGUCCAGCCCGGAGCGCGGACACCCGUCGAACCGCACCGGUCUGCUGGGGACCCCGCUGCCCGGGCCGCCCGGGCCCCGGGCCAACACGUCCGCCUCCAACAAGCGCUACCGAAAGUUGCAAAACUGCCUGUACAACGUGCUGGAGAGACCGAGGGGAUGGGCGUUCAUCUACCACGCGUUCAUUUUUCUGCUGGUGUUCAGCUGCUUGGUGUUGUCUGUGUUCUCCACCAUCCCCGACCACCAGAAGUUUGCCAACCAAGGCCUCUUCAUCCUGGAGUUUGUGAUGAUCGUGGUGUUUGGGUUGGAGUACUUCAUCAGGAUCUGGGCGGCUGGCUGUUGCUGCAGAUACCGUGGAUGGCAGGGACGGCUGAGAUUUGCCAGGAAGCCCUUCUGUGUCAUAGACUUCAUAGUGUUCGUGGCAUCGCUGGCGGUGAUAGCGGCCGGGACGCAGGGCAACAUCUUCGCCACGUCGGCCCUGCGCAGCAUGCGCUUCCUGCAGAUCUUGCGCAUGGUUCGUAUGGACCGUCGCGGAGGCACCUGGAAACUACUGGGCUCAGUGGUUUACGCCCACAGCAAGGAGUUGAUUACCGCCUGGUACAUCGGUUUCCUGGUCCUGAUCUUUGCCUCCUUUCUGGUGUACCUGGCUGAGAAAGACAUCAACUCAGACUUCAACACCUACGCAGACUCCCUCUGGUGGGGGACGAUUACUCUCACAACCAUCGGCUACGGCGACAAGACGCCUCGUACUUGGCAGGGACGGCUCCUCGCCGCCGGCUUCGCUCUGCUGGGAGUCUCCUUCUUUGCCCUGCCUGCUGGAAUUCUGGGGUCAGGCUUUGCCUUGAAGGUUCAAGAGCAGCAUCGACAGAAGCACUUUGAGAAGAGGAGGAUGCCAGCGGCCAACCUGAUACAGGCCGCAUGGCGUCUCUACUCUACGGAUGCCAAACACUCCUAUUUGACAGCUACAUGGUACUUCUAUGACAGCAUGUUGCCUUCCUUCAGAGAACUGACGCUCCUGUUCAGUCACCUCCAGCGACAGCGUAACACCAAGAAGGUCCUCCCCAACUCCUACCACACGCUGCUGUCUGGGCUGCGGCCCUACAGCCUCCCCUACUUGUCAGGGGACAGUCAACUCCUUUCUAAAAAACGGGGUUUCUUCCGGAUUCACGCUGGCCGCAAGCAGAGCAGUAAAAUGGGCUUCCGGGAUCGGAUCAGGAUGAACAAUUCCCGAUCCUCCCAAACCAUCAGGAGCAAAGGGUCACCGCUGCCCACGAGCUCCGGGGUCCGGGGCUCUCCCAGCCAGGAGAACGUCCCCGAGGCCAUCAGCCCGGGGAAGGUCCAGAAGAGCUGGAGCUUCAACGACCGCACGCGCUUUCGCACCUCCCUUCGCCUCAAAACGCGCCCUCCUGUCGACGUGGAGGGGGUCGGGGAGGACAGUGUGGAAGACAAACCGUUUUGUGAUGUGUCCAUGGAGGAGGUAAUCCCAGCAGUGAAGACACUCAUUCGGGCUGUGAGGAUCCUGAAGUUCCUUGUGGCCAAGAGGAAGUUCAAGGAGACGCUGCGUCCGUACGAUGUGAAGGACGUCAUAGAGCAGUACUCGGCUGGCCACCUGGACAUGCUGGGCCGCAUCAAGAGCCUGCAGAUGCGGGUGGAUCAGAUAAUUGGGCGAGGAGCCGUUCAGCCCGAUAAGAAAGCGCGUACUGAAAAGGGAGAGAAAACGCCUCCAGAACUGGACCCACUGGAUGAGCUGAGCAUGAUGGGCCGCGUUGUUAAGGUGGAGAAACAGGUACAGUCCAUAGAGAACAAGUUGGACCUCCUGCUCAGCUUCUACUCCCAGUGCCUGAAGAAAGGCUCGUCCCACUUCACCCUGUCGUCCCUCCUGGACCCCGACCUGACAUCUGACUACCACAGCCCCACGGACCAAAGAGACCUCUUCCCCUCCGCCAACACGCUCAACAUCUCUGAGAGCGGCAACUUGGAGUGACAGUGAGACACCAGACCCUUUACAGUACGUCUUCCUGGCAUCAACCCUUUCAUAUCCGUCCGGGAUCGUUGUUACCUUUCCAUCUCAAAUCUUUCACCCCCGAACCUUGUUCCCGAGAGCGGAUGUGUUCCCAGAGCUGAUGCAAACAGAGGCCACCAGGGGGCUCCACCUGUCAAGGAGCCUCAGCCAAAGCUGCUCCCCCCGAACACACCUCUCACUAGAUGAGGAGGACGAUGCAAAGAGACGGCACAUGACUUGACUACUGAACCACCUUCACUUUCCUCUCCUUCGUCAACUGUAGAUAAUCAGACUUUAGGCUUUGACGUUUUCUAAAUCUUUGGGGAAAUCUUGUCCCCCCCCCCCCCCCCCCCACACUUUGUCAUUUAGUAUUUUUUCUUGGCUGCUUGAAUGAAAUGAAUGAGUCUGCUGACUCAGUUGUCAUAAACAGUGCUGCAAGUGCCACGCCAGUCAUCCGUCCACCUUAGGAUGACUCUGAUGAAUGUAAUCGGUCCCUCCUGCAAACACCCCCCUCGCCCCCCCCCCCACCAGAUAAACGGUUAUGCAUCAGACGGAGCCGUAGACUCGGAGGCGAUCUGCUCGGCGGGAAGAAUGGGUUUGACACCAUGCUUUGAUCGCUCCAAAUGGUGAUGUGAUACCUGAGCUGGAAGAAUGCGUCGGAGUGACUGAUGUGGAGUGCACGUGGUUGUGUGUCACUAUCUCCAUCCCCUCGCACAGAAGUUCCUUCUCCAAUGAGCCCACUUGCAAAAAUACCCCCAAAGACAUUAUCUACCAUAGCUAGUAAGGGAGGCCUGUGCUUAUUUAGGAUUUGAUGGAGCUUUUCGCAGGUCCAAAAUCCCACGAAAUGCUAAAAUAGUGUUUUUUAACAUGCCCACUUUAAACCUCUCUGUCUUGCAGCCCACUCCCCAGAUAUGCAUGUUACGUUAGAUAAAACCUCAUGGCUUCCCAAUUUAGUUUGGUUCCAUUCACGUCACAUUUUUUUGCACUCGCUCCUCGUCAAUCACUUCUAACCUCGGGUCAGGUUUUCCAUGUCAGCUGGUCUCCCUCACGAUAGCCCUCCCUCUGUGAUCACGCAGCAGCUCUGGACUUGAUGUAGAAACUCUUAGGUGUAAGGUGUCUGGAUCUAACCAUGAACCCCAGGCCGUUGUCCUCAUGCUCCCGCCUCACAGCUCCACUAUUAUAAGAGGGUGCAAGCUUGACACCCACGGGUGUCACGGACUGUCGUUGCCAGCCUCUCUUCUGUUUGUUCUGGUUCUUUGUUGGAGGUGUUUAAAGCACAGUUAACGCUCUGCGCUUAUGGACAAAACUGGACUGUGCACAAAUGCACACACAUACACACAUUCACAAUGAAAGAAAUUCCUUUACUUAAACACUUUGGCACUUGAUGAAAAUGUUCCUUUUGUUUUGAUUUUAAUUACUGUAAUUAUGUUAAACACUCCAUAUUUUGUAAACUAUAAUGGCAGAAAGCUGUUUUUUUGGUUCUUAAAGUGAAUGUAGGAUUUUUGUUAAUAUAUUUCAUUCAGUUAUAUUGAUUAACACAUCAAAUCAUGGAUGACACAACUGUAUCUACACACAGCUGAUCAGGUUCAAGCUCACCACUCAUCACUAUUUUUCCCAUCAUCAGAUAAUUGAUGCCAGCUUUUCACAAGUAAGAGCAGUCCUUUUUUUUUUUUUUUUUAGAAGUGAUUCAUUUAUAUGUUCCAGUCCGACCAGUUGACUCAGGUGCUCCAUUUUCCAGUGAAUGUACUUACUUGGUUGAUCUCCUUAGAUCUAUUCAUGCAACGGGGAAUCCAAUGGAACAUCAUUCUUUGCAUUCAUUUAAUUUAUUCUUUAGCCUGAACUAUAGCAAACUCAAUAGAGGCAUUAUUAGACUGACCAGGGCUGUCACUUUAUUGUCACCUGGAAUGUUGAGCUUCAUGAAACUAUGAGACCACUGAAUUGCAUGUUAGUGGUGGCCCCAGUAUUAGAAGAAAAGAUAGAGAUAAGAGGAAAUGACCUGUGCCUUCUAUGUCCUUGUUCUGUAGCUCUGUAACAUGGUGCAGCUUCCUGUCUCAUACUGAAAAGAAGCGUUUCAUAGGAGUUUCACACAAGAACCGCCGUGCUCCUGUUUUCCCCAAACGUCGCUCUAUCUAAAGAAAGAUCAUCAUUGAUUUGAUCAUGACGUAAUUGUUGUUGGAAUUAGUCUUUCAUGACUGCUGCAACUUUUGAUAUUUUCUGGGAAUUUGACCGUACGUCCGGCACAUCAUUGUCGCACUGAGGCCCUUACAGCAUUGGUCACAGGGAACUCUGCAGGCAUGCGUCCUUUCAUAAGCAUGUCACAUAGAGAAAGAAGUAAGGCUUCCACACAACUACCUCUGAGGCCACUAGGGGGCGCUAGUCUAGAAAACCCAGUAUGACAAACAGUAACUGAAUGUCUAACUGACUAAAUGCUAUGCAUGACUCAAUCUGCACGUUGUCUCUGUCACGCUGUUCCUUCUUCAUGACGCCCUUCCAUCCAUCAUUCACGGACUUGCUGCCAUUUGACAUUCCAGCUCGUUGACCUUUAACUGCUUUUAGGUAUUGGAACUGUUGUAUAAUGAAACUGAUCAAAGCAAUAAGAAAAAUGCUAAAGCCAACAAAGUCUUCCAAUCGAUGUAGCUACUGGUUGAUGAAAUAUGGCGCAUAUGUUAUUUUCUAAUCAAAUGGACACCUCAAUUUGAUCUUUUAAAGAGAAACAAAAAUGAGUAUCUACUGAGGAUAAUAUUAGCUCACCUGACUAACUUAUUAAUUUAUUUGUUUGAAUAAAGUUCUUUGGACUGUACAUUGACUUUGGUCUCUUCUUGUCAGUGAAUAAAGAGCCUGUUUUCACAGAAGCCGUUUGACAUGUCUUUGCGUUCCCGGGGUGGCUGCGAGACACAAAUAGAUGAUCAAUAACACCCGUUAACCCCGCUACGACGUGUCAAUCCAUAUGUCGGACCAUUGUGUCAAAAUUGUGAUAUGAUUAAAAACAUUCUA
Pungitius pungitius (ninespine stickleback) is the source of this 5668-nucleotide messenger RNA. Its product is annotated as potassium voltage-gated channel subfamily KQT member 4. The transcript has 15 exons. NCBI's taxonomy places the organism in Eukaryota, Metazoa, Chordata, Actinopteri, Perciformes, Gasterosteidae. Gene Ontology annotation, molecular function: voltage-gated potassium channel activity. The record is from RefSeq and is a predicted model, not a curated record. Gene Ontology annotation, cellular component: membrane; voltage-gated potassium channel complex. Gene Ontology annotation, biological process: potassium ion transmembrane transport. Bases 557 to 2656 code for a protein of 699 amino acids.